AUGCGACCCACUAUUCUGGUGAUUAUCACUAUGUUUCUAAGUCUUCAUUCGGAUGGUCAACAUUUGAUUUCAAGCAAUCGAACGAAUCUAUGUCGUCGAACAAUGACAUUGCAACAGAUCCUGGAACUGUUAAAUCAUCAUUCAUGCCAUUCGAUCCUUAUUCAAGUCAAUCAACAUAUACACAAACGAAAUACUGAUGCUGGUAACUUGGAUGUGCAUGCCUUACAAACCACGAUCAAUGAUCAUCGCACCAUGAUUAAUUAUUUGAUCAAUAAUUCCAUCAAUGCUACCUAUGUAGCUGAUGCCAUCAGUAACCAUCAUUCAAAAACGGGUCCCAUCUUCUCCAGCUGGCGUGAUAUCAUCGAUAUUUGCACUGUGCUCUUACUUCUCGGCUUUAUUAUCUAUUAUGGCAUCUUUCGUACUGGCUUUGGUCCAUGUGAUAAGCUCAUAUCGUGUUUUUGUCGACCGGUGAUUGAACGUGCACAAAACCAACUACCACAGCAACAACCAGCACCAAUUAGUCGCAUCAAUCAUAGUUAUUCACCACAAUGA
Adineta ricciae is the source of this 552-nucleotide messenger RNA. The record is from the annotation of a GenBank genome assembly. NCBI's taxonomy places the organism in Eukaryota, Metazoa, Rotifera, Eurotatoria, Adinetida, Adinetidae.